Molecule: messenger RNA, 5306 nt
Organism: Camelina sativa (false flax)
Lineage: Eukaryota; Viridiplantae; Streptophyta; Magnoliopsida; Brassicales; Brassicaceae
Source: RefSeq, a predicted model, not a curated record
CUUCGUCGUCUACCUUUUUUCAACCGGUUAAAUAAAUCUAUUGAUUAUUCUGAUCUUCUUCCCGUUCGAUCUCACUCUGUUUUCUAAAAAACCUUCGUGUGUUAAGCAUCAGAUUUGAAGAAGCAAAUUGAUGAACUCGUGAUCUCUAUACGGAUCUAAGAGGAGCAGGAGUUAUGGAGUGGGCUACGGUGCAGCAUCUGGAUCUACGCCACGUUGGCCGCGGUGUGAGCAAGCCGCUACAACCUCAUACGGCGGCGUUUCAUCCGACUCAGGCUGUAAUCGCUGUUGCCGUUGGCUCUCACAUCAUGGAAUUUGAUGCAUUGACGGGGUGUAAGAUCGCAUCCAUUGACAUUGGAUCUCCAGCUGUUAAAAUGUUGUAUAGUCCUACUAGCAGCAAUGCUGUUGUUGCCAUUCUUGAGGAUUGUACAAUUAGGUCAUGUGAUUUUGAGACGGAGCAGACUUGUGUCUUGCAUUCACCGGAGAAGAGGAGUGAGCACAUUUCCUCGGAUACAGAAGUUCAUCUUGCUGUUACGCCACUCCAACCUGUUGUGUUUUUUGGAUUCCCAAAAAGAAUGAGUGUUACAGUUGUUGGAACUGUUGAAGGUGGAAGAGCUCCAACAAAGAUUAAGACAGACCUGAAGAAACCAAUUGUCAACAUUGCUUGUCACCCUCGGCUUCCUGUCCUGUAUGUAGCAUAUGCAGAGGGGUUGAUACGAGCUUAUAACAUUCAUACUUAUGCUGUUCAUUAUACAUUACAGCUUGAUAAUACUAUUAAACUCAUUGGCGCUAGUUCGUUUGCUUUUCACCCAACACUAGAAUGGAUUUUUGUUGGAGAUAGGAGGGGUACACUUUUAGCAUGGGAUGUUUCAACUGAAAGACCUAACAUGAUUGGAAUAACUCAAGUGGGUUCGCAACCCAUUACUUCUAUUUCCUGGCUUCCUAUGUUGCGUGUACUUGUCACUGUGUCCAAGGAUGGAUCUCUUCAAGUGUGGAAGACACGGGUUAUAAUCAAUCCCAACAGGCCUUCAACACAAACAAACUUUUUUGAGCCUGCUGCUAUGGAAUCGAUAGACAUUCCUAGAAUUCUCUCUCAACAGGGUGGGGAAGCUGUUUACCCUUUACCACGAAUCAAAACUAUAGAAGUUCACCCAAAGCUGAACUUAGCAGCUUUGAUUUUUGCAAACAUGGCGGGUAAUGAAAACACUCAAAAUCGAGCAGCUCAGACUAGGGAAGGAAGGAAGCAGCUCUUUGCAGUUCUGCAAAGUGCUAGGGGAUCUUCAGCUUCUGUUCUAAAGGAAAAGCUUUCAUCGAUGGGUUCCUCUGGAAUUUUAGCCGAGCAUCAACUCCAAGCUCUGCUACAAGAGCAUCAUCACAAGGGCCAGAGUCAGCUAACAAUUUCAGAUAUUGCACGGAAGGCGUUUUUGUACAGUCAUUUUAUGGAGGGCCAUGCCAAAACUGCACCAAUAUCAAGGUUACCCCUUAUUACCGUCGUGGAUACAAAGGAUCAACUUAAAGACAUUCCUGUUUGCCAGCCAUUUCAUUUGGAGCUGAAUUUCUUCAAUAAGCCAAAUAGAGUUCUACAUUAUCCUAUUAGAGCCUUUUAUAUCGAGGGCCUUAACCUCAUGGCACACAAUCUCUGUUCUGGAACGGACAACAUCUACAAGAAGCUGUACACAUCGAUUCCCGGAAAUGUAGAAUAUCAUUCGAAGCACAUUGUUUACAGUCGUAAAAGGCACCUCUUUCUGGUUGUCUUUGAAUUCAGUGGUGCUACGAAUGAAGUUGUGCUUUACUGGGAAAAUACAGGUUCUCAGCUGCCUAAUAGCAAAGGAAGCACUGCUAAAGGUUGUGAUGCUGCCUUUAUUGGCCCAAAUGACGAUCAAUUUGCAAUUCUUGACGAGGAUAAGACAGGACUGUCUAUGUAUAUCUUCCCAAAACUUACCACAAUAGAAGAGAAUGAGAAGAAUCUAUUAUCUGAAGAGAAGCAAACCAAGGAGACGAAUGUUUCUGGAAUUCAGGGUCCACAACAAUUCUUGUUUGAGACAGAAGUCGAUCGUGUUUUUUCCACACCGAUAGAGUCCACUCUGAUGUUUGCUUGUAAUGGAACCCAAAUUGGGUUGGCAAAGUUGUUUCAGGGCUAUCGUCUCUCAGCUUCAGAUGGUCAUUAUAUUUCAACACAAGGCGAGGGACGAAAGUCCAUCAAGUUGAAGAAACAUGAAAUAGCUCUUCAGGUUCAAUGGCAAGAAACACCUCGAGGAUAUGUCGCAGGGAUAUUAACAACCCAAAGGGUGCUGAUGGUGUCUGCAGAUUUUGAUAUAUUGGCAAGCAGUUCGACAAAACAUGAUAGAGGACUACCAUCGUUUGAUAGUUUGCGAAUUACUCCAAAAUCUCUUGAUAUUCUUGCCAGAAGCACUCCAGUAUGUGGAGAUCUCGCUGUAUCACUAGCUCAAGCAGGCCCUCAAUUCAACCAGNUAUGGGUUGGGCCUGCCUUACUCUUUUCUACAACAACUGCUGUGUGUUUACUUGGCUGGGAUGGCAAAGUUAGGACCAUUCUUUCUAUAAGUACACCGUAUGCAGUUAUCCUCUUCAACGCAGCCUUAGUUGGUGCCUUGAAUGACCGCCUAUUGCUUGCUAAUCCCACUGAUAUAAGUCCGAAGCAGAAAAAGGGGAUUGAAAUCAAGAGCUGUCUUGUUGGGCUACUUGAACCGCUUUUAAUCGGAUUUUCUACAAUGCAACAAACAUUUGAACAGAAAAUAGACCUUUCUGAAAUAAUUUCGUUGAUGGGUCUGGAAUCCCUUGGAAAACAAAACGUAGCUGAUGAACAGGCAAAGGCUGCUGAGGAAUUCAAGAAAACAAUGUAUGGUGCUGCUGGUGAUGGCAGCAGCAGUGACGAGGAAGGUGUGCCAAAAACUAAGAAGCUGCAAAUUAGAAUACGAGAAAAGCCAACAUCCACCACUGUGGACGUCAAUAAGCUUAAAGAAGCUGCUAAAACAUUUAAACUCGGAGAUGGGCUAGGCUUAGGAAUGAGUAGAACAAAAUCAAUUAGUGCUGGAUCCCAGGAUUUGGGUCAGAUAUUAAGCCAGCCUUCUUCCUCAACAGCUGCAACUACAGCUGCUCCGAGUUCUGCAUCUGCUCCUGUUGAUCCUUUCGCGAUGGGCUCAUGGACACAGCAACCUCAACCAGUUUCUCAACCACCUCCAUCUGGUGUAGCCGCGCCAAUACCGGAAGACUUUUUCCAAAACACAAUCCCAUCGGUUGAGUUUCUCAUGGAAAUGUUUCUGGCAAGGUUCAGUUAUCUAACUACUUUGGACAUUUGGUACUGUAGAUAUGGUCAAUUUGAUAGCGCAAAGGAAACUUUUGAAGUAAUAGCCGACUACGAGAGCAUGCUAGAUCUUUUCAUAUGCCACCUCAACCCUAGUGCUAUGCGUCGUCUUGCCCAGAAAUUGGAAGAAGAAAGCGGAGAUCCCGAGUUAAGACGAUAUUGUGAAAGGAUUUUACGAGUACGGUCUACAGGAUGGACCCAGGGAAUUUUUGCUAAUUUUGCAGCUGAGAGUAUGGUUCCAAAAGGACCAGAAUGGGGUGGUGGCAACUGGGAAAUCAAGACUCCAACCGACAUGAAGAGCAUACCUAAGUGGGAGCUUGCUGGGGAAGUAAUGCCAUAUAUGAAGAACGAAGAUGGAACCAUCCCCUCAAUAGUAGCUGAUCAUAUUGGUGUAUACUUGGGAUGUGUCAAAGGUAGAGUUAAUGUUGUGGAAAUUAAAGAAGACAGCUUAGUUUCUAAACCUGGAGGGCUUAGUUUGUUGGGUAAACCUGUAUCGGAUAAACCUUUGGCACUUCCUGCUGGUGAAUCCAGUUCGUUGAUGGGUCUGGAAUCCCUUGGAAAACAAAACGUAGCUGAUGAACAGGCAAAGGCUGCUGAGGAAUUCAAGAAAACAAUGUAUGGUGCUGCUGGUGAUGGCAGCAGCAGUGACGAGGAAGGUGUGCCAAAAACUAAGAAGCUGCAAAUUAGAAUACGAGAAAAGCCAACAUCCACCACUGUGGACGUCAAUAAGCUUAAAGAAGCUGCUAAAACAUUUAAACUCGGAGAUGGGCUAGGCUUAGGAAUGAGUAGAACAAAAUCAAUUAGUGCUGGAUCCCAGGAUUUGGGUCAGAUAUUAAGCCAGCCUUCUUCCUCAACAGCUGCAACUACAGCUGCUCCGAGUUCUGCAUCUGCUCCUGUUGAUCCUUUCGCGAUGGGCUCAUGGACACAGCAACCUCAACCAGUUUCUCAACCACCUCCAUCUGGUGUAGCCGCGCCAAUACCGGAAGACUUUUUCCAAAACACAAUCCCAUCGGUUGAGGUUGCCAAGACAUUGCCUCCUCCUGGCACUUAUCUUUCGAAAAUGGAUCAAGCUGCUCAAGCUGCACAGGGUGUUUCAAAUCAAGCAAAUAAUACUCCUCUGCCUGAUAUUGGUCUUCCCGAUGGUGGCGUUCCUCAACAGUAUCCUCAACAGGCAAGUCAACAACCGGGUGCUCCAUUUCAGACUGUUGGACUUCCUGAUGGUGGUGUUCCUCAACAGUAUCCUGGUCAGACCCAGGGGCCAAACCAGGUUCCGGUUUCUACACAGCCUCUUGACCUGAGCGUUCUUGGAGUUCCAAAUACCGGUGAUUCUGGGAAGCCUCCUGGACAGCCUCAAUCGCCUCCUGCAUCAGUUCGUCCUGGACAGGUUCCACGUGGAGCUGCAGCUCCGAUUUGUUUCAAGACUGGACUUGCCCAUCUCGAACAAAACCAGCUUCCAGAUGCACUUUCUUGCUUCGACGAAGCAUUCUUGGCUCUGGCUAAAGAUCAAUCACGUGGAGCAGAUAUCAAAGCUCAAGCCACUAUUUGUGCUCAAUACAAGAUAGCCGUAACUCUCCUUCGGGAAAUCUUGAGGCUACAAAGAGUCCAAGGCGCGAGCGCAUUAAGCGCAAAGGACGAAAUGGCUAGACUUUCAAGGCAUCUUGCUUCACCCGGUUGUAUCAUUUGUGGUAUGGGAAGCAUUAAACGGUCUGAUGCACUCGCUGGACCGGCACCUGUAUCCACACCGUUCGGCUAAAGGUUAUAAACGUUAUCACAGUUGAUUCAAUUAACAUCAAGCAAAUUUCAAACUAGUUAUUACAUGUUAGAACUAUUCAUCGAUUUUGUGGGGUUUGUUUUCUGUUCAUUCGUGUGUAUAUGAUUUGAUUAUUUGUAUCUGUUUAUUUUCCAUACGUGGCUAAUACAAUUUGUAACGUCACUCUUCUUUGCCCACCAGGUUAUCUUUCAUUUUCUUUUGUUCAAUUUUACGUCA